AUGAAGGUGCUGAUCGACUCCUCCUCUUCGCUGCUCUUCUCGCUGCUAUUGGCUCAGUUGCCUUUGUUUACGUCGGCGUUUCCCGCCCACCACCGACGGUUCCAUGCCGACUUCGAGAAGCUGACCAACCAGACCAAACACCUGUUAAAGUUAACGCAAGAUCUCUUGAAGGAGCCUGUGUUCGACACUGAGAUCAGCCAUCACAGGUUCAAGUCUUUGCCAGCCAUAAGCAGCAGAGCCAGUGACCUCAGCACACUGGAGCUGAAGCCGACUCUCUCUCAGCUCCACGCCGACCUGAAGUCCUUUGAGCACCAUUUUGAGUGGUUGAAUAAAGCCACGCGGAAGCAGCAUCACGUCUUUGUGCCCAAACUGGGAGAGCUGAUCACUCAUAUAAAGGGAUUAAUCAACGCACUGCAGCGCCAGAUGGUGAAGGCAGAGGCUCCCCGACUCCCUGCUCCCUCCCCAUCUCUCCCCUCUCAUCCCUCCUUCCACUGGGAGAUGGUGCAGACCUCCCACGAACUCCUCCAGCAGUUCAGGAUCUUCUGCGACUGGGCGUCGAGAGCGCUGCUCACCCUCAAGUCGAAAUACCCCGCCUAG
Chanos chanos (milkfish) is the source of this 597-nucleotide messenger RNA. RefSeq names its product interleukin 11a (gene il11a). The transcript is spliced from 5 exons. The record is from RefSeq and is a predicted model, not a curated record. The coding region runs from base 1 to 597 and encodes 198 amino acids. Gene Ontology annotation, biological process: positive regulation of MAPK cascade; positive regulation of cell population proliferation. NCBI's taxonomy places the organism in Eukaryota, Metazoa, Chordata, Actinopteri, Gonorynchiformes, Chanidae. Gene Ontology annotation, cellular component: cytoplasm. Gene Ontology annotation, molecular function: cytokine activity; growth factor activity.